Molecule: messenger RNA, 961 nt
Organism: Mytilus californianus (California mussel)
Lineage: Eukaryota; Metazoa; Mollusca; Bivalvia; Mytilida; Mytilidae
Product: M-phase inducer phosphatase 1-B-like
Exons: 1
Coding region: 81-929 (282 amino acids)
Biological process (GO): positive regulation of G2/M transition of mitotic cell cycle; protein dephosphorylation; G2/M transition of mitotic cell cycle
Cellular component (GO): nucleus; cytoplasm
Molecular function (GO): protein tyrosine phosphatase activity
Source: RefSeq, a predicted model, not a curated record
CCGGAGAUAACUGUCACCACAAAGUUCCAAGAACUCCAGACUUUAUAAAAAGCUUGUUCGACGAAGAUUCCGGACUUGGUAUGGACUUUAAUGCAUUUGACGAUUCACCGACACUGAGUCUGUUCAAUUCAGAACUUAGCUCAAAGAGAAAAAGAGCCGACAAAUUAGACACUAAUACUGACUCUGAUACUCCUGUAUCUUACAGCAAGAAAAGAUACAUCAGAUCUCAAAAACUUUUACUGAAAAAAUCUUUGUCUUUCGAUGCUCAGAUUCUCAGUACCAGUAAAGACUUGUCAACUGACGCCAGCAAGCACAAUGACAUUAAAACAGAAGACGUCUUAGUUCAAGCCGCCGUACUCACUGGAGAUGGAAAAGAAGUAUGUUGUUUACAAACCGUUCAGGGGCACUGUCAUGACCUAAGAUACAUAACUCCAGCCACCAUGAAUGAUGUUUUAAACGGGAAAUACGAGCAUACAAUUGGCAGCUUUCGUAUAAUUGACAGUAGAUACUCGUAUGAGUUUGAAGGUGGUCACAUACGAGGCGCUGAAAAUAUUCAUAACAAGGACGAUAUUUUAGAACUAUUAAAAAAUCCAAAUACAUCCCGCUCAGAUGGAAAGCGUGACAUAAUUAUUUUCCAUUGUGAGUUUUCUUCCGAGAGAGGACCAAAAAUGUGCCGCUUUCUCCGUAAUCAUGACAGAGAAUUAAAUGCUGAAAAUUAUCCUUCCCUGUAUUUUCCUGAACUUUAUAUUCUAAAGGGAGGAUACAAAGAUUUUUAUGGAAGUUAUAAGACAUUAUGUACUCCAAUGGAUUACGUUCCAAUGUUGAGCAAAGAUCACAAAGACGAUUUGCGUCAUUUCCGGUCCAAAUCUAAAUCAUGGUAUGCUGGCCAAAAACGACUGAAAUCUUCCUCCGGUCGAUUGUUCUAUUGACAUGAAAAUAAUAGUGCUAAAUCUGUAUUUAA